This is a messenger RNA of Bactrocera dorsalis (oriental fruit fly), 301 nucleotides long. Its product is annotated as COP9 signalosome complex subunit 9. Gene Ontology annotation, biological process: negative regulation of protein neddylation. The transcript is spliced from 2 exons. The record is from RefSeq and is a predicted model, not a curated record. Bases 34 to 213 code for a protein of 59 amino acids. Lineage: Eukaryota; Metazoa; Arthropoda; Insecta; Diptera; Tephritidae.
UAUACCAGUAAAACGGAUCCUGUAUUGCGCGAAAUGAAGCCAACACCGGCUGCCGAUGAAAUGUUCAGCACGGAUAUGGAAGAGUCGGGUAGCUCCUCAGGUCUACUAAUCGAUUUGCCAACUAAUGAAAAGCAGGUGCAUGCCGACUUCUACAACGAUUUCGAGGAUUUAUUUGAUGAUGACGAUGAUGUGCCAGCAAAGACUAUUGGUUAACUCAAUAUCAAAAGUUCAUUUUGGAAAUUAUGUUAAAUACCUAUAAGUAAAUAUUUUUAAUUAAUAAAACAUUCAUUUGAAUUUUCAA